CCCAACCUUCCGCACGCCAAAUAAGAUUCGAGUUUCGGAUUACUACCUUCUGCUUUUCAGUAUAGCAUUUCGGAAAUCGUAUAAAUCUCAACUCUUCAACUAAUAAAUAUGGUGAGUUGGUUCAUCCCCCCUUAAGUUUUCAGGUCUUUCAAAACAUGAGAACCUAAUCAGCCCAGUUCCUCAAUUUACUAACAUUUGGACUCGCGGGAAAGCUCGGAAAACUUACUCAUUAUGCAUUUGAUGCUGUCCUAUGUAAGUAACUAAACCUUUCCCUGUUCGCUGUCGCUGAUAAGCUUACUGACCGUUCUUGAAACAGUCUCAGCAUUCUUGGCUGGUAUGAAAAGAUCAACUGGUUUAACGUGUGUUUACCCCUAUACUUUCCUUUGCGACUGUACUGCGCAAUGAUCAACUUGCAAUUCAAAUGCAGCAUGUGGACUUCUUGAUCCAGCGGUGUAAUAGGAAGUUGGACCAGAAGGCUGACAAUUCCCGAUUCUUCGGGACUCUAGACCCAGUCUUAAGAAAGAUGUGAGCGAAAACAAAGAGCUCAAUGGUUGGAUCGAGAAAUAUCUUGGAGUUGGUGAAUGGGUUAUGGAUCAGUCGGUAGCCAUCGCAGGGUCAUCCGGCUUCUUCGAGAGGAAGAGAUGAUUCAGACAUUCGAUACCGAUGUACGAGGAAGGAGACAUGCAUCUCGGAUGCGCCUAGGGAACGACUUCACGGCAGAUAUCUUGCGGCUCGGCGAACGAUUGGAGUAGAAAUUCCACGGAGUUUUGGGCGUUUUUUUGAGGACAUGUCUGCCUGAGGGUGGUGAUAUAAGGACGAUAUGGUUAAGGCGACGGGUGGUAUUCUCUUCUAUGAGUUAGGAUACUUUUGCAGACAAAGGGAGGGAACGAAAAUGUAGCUUUAAAUACAGAAGACGUAUUGCCGACUAUGUACAUUUUCUUGCAGAGGGCAUCUCCACAUCUUGUUGACCCAUCUUCCGAGGCACCAGCCGAAAAUACCCGAAUCGAG
Molecule: messenger RNA, 1008 nt
Organism: Sclerotinia trifoliorum
Lineage: Eukaryota; Fungi; Ascomycota; Leotiomycetes; Helotiales; Sclerotiniaceae
Source: the annotation of a GenBank genome assembly